UGAGGCAAUCUCCAUUUUGAAGUAGUCAAUUUUCUUCUUCACAAUUGGCUGAUCCUUCCUGGACAUGACUCCAACAGGGUCACCAGGAGGGAUCAGCAAAUGCAGUUGGAAGUCCCACCCAGUUGACUACAUGAAAAUGGUGGAAGCCUGCAAUGGGGACUUGGCUGUGGUAUUUGUAACUGAAGGUCAAGGUUGGGAAAUAGAGGAAGCGGAUGUUUUGUUUGAAUCAGAUUGCGUGUCUAGUGGAGAUGAGAGGAAAAAAAUAUUGGAUUUACAAUGGCAAAUACAAAACGAUAUAAGAGAAGAAAAGUGGUAGUGGAAUCCAAGCCAAGGUGAAGGAGACAGAGGUGGCAAGAAUACGGGCUGUCCAGCAUGUCUCCUAUCCGGAGGCAUUGAGAAGAGUGGAAGAAAUGAGUGAUGUUGAAGAACUAAUGAUAGUAGGAGUAGAGACACCAGAGACAAUUCCUUGGUCAACAGAGGGAAUCUGAAAUGUUGCAUGUAAAGAAGGUGGAAAAGCUGAGGAAAUGGACUUCGUCGUGAGUGCGAUUGAGGGUUUUGGGGGAAAUUGGGAUUUUACAGCAGAGGCAUUACAAUGCAUGUUCAUCACAGACCCUUGAGCCUGUGUAGGGAAGUUAUUUGAAUUGUGAGUGAAGGAGUAGAAUGGGUUUUUAAUAAAAAUGUUGUAGUUUGUAUAAUGUCAGGACCCCCUUUCCCGCGAUUGAUAUAAUUUUGUUUCACUACCAUUUACAGUAGGUGGCGGCAAUACACCAGUAGUCUGCCAUAAUUCCUCAAAGUAGAAUAAACCAGCAAAUGCUCAGGCUAAUAUGACCUUUUUGGCCAGUAGAGGCCUCUAUCAUUCUCUUUGGUUCCUCUAUAUCAUUUCCGCUUUACAUUUUCACAUUCCCGCCAUCAUCGAGUACGGUAGGAAAACGUCGUGUGUGUGUGGACCACACUGUCAACAAAAUAAUAUUGGGGCCACCGAAUGCCGGCAAAAAAACAAUUUACUACUCCCUUAGGACUUAUAUAGAGAUAUUUUAUUUUUUAUUUUAAAAGUUUCGGUUCAGGGAUAUUUCAUUCGGGCAGGCUCCUCGUGGAGUGCAAUGAGAGGCAGGUGGUUAGAGCGUUGGAACUAGUUAACCAUAAGGUUGCAAGAUUGAAUCCCAGAGCUGACAAGGUUAUUUUGGAGAGCACCACCCUGACAGUCACCAAUGGCAGUUGCAGUGCCCAAACUCUCCAGUGGUGCUGUUGUCAAAAUCCGCUACAACAGCAUAGAUGUGGGCACCACUCGAUGGAAGGAGGGGACCUUUGAGGUUCUUGAGAAGGAUAACAAAGUCAACCUGUGCCUGAAGUUUAGUGCCGGUGGUGCAGCCAAAAGUUUCCAGCUCAACCAUAAUGUGAAUAAUGUCGUGAUGCAGCCCAUACACACUAUGAGACGAAUUGUGGUGACUCUGAAGGAUGACAGCAUAGUCACCCUUGAGAGGGUUCCCCCUGUUGUGGCUGAGAAAAUGAAAGAAUACCUUGAAAAGCUGAAGCAUGGAAAAUCAACCGUUUUAAAGACCUCCCAGGGAAGUGCCAGCUUUGGUGUGCUCGGGAAUCGAUCCGUAAAGAAUGAGACCAGUCCGCAUGGAGAACGACAGACAACACCCAGGCGACCCAUUGUGGACAACAGGGAGGAGACGACGACCCGCAAGCCCCUGGGUAGCCCCAGCAGAGUGACCUCCACACCUGCCCGCAGUGGGCUGUCUGAGAACAGGAAUGAGAAGAGGAAGAGACUCCACAUCUUUGACUGUGACCUGACUGAGGACUACCCCAAGGAGAAUGACUCAUCCAGCAACAACAAGGCCACGUCGGACCCCUCCAGGAAAUUUCUGCUGAGCUGCAAAGACAAGCUGAAACAGGCGGAGGAGAACCGUAGCUCAGUUUCACUGGUCCAGGCACCACUUCAGCCCACGUCAUUCUACGGCAGCCGAUCGGCGACCAAAGAUUACUCCGCGAGUCAAUCCUUUCUAGACAGGCCAUCCACUACAUCCCAGACCACCUCGGCUAAGAGAAGUCUCAUGUUACCCAAUCACUCAACCCCCUUAAAGAAAGUGCGCCCCACUCUGGACUACGGUGGCUGGAACAAACCGAGACCGUCCACUCUGGCCCAGCCCCAGCCUCCACUGCAAGGAUUCUCCAACCUGGGCAACACGUGUUACAUGAACGCCAUCCUCCAGUCUCUUUUCAGCCUGCCAUCAUUCUCCAAUGAUCUGCUGAAGCAGGGAAUCCCAUGGAAGAAGGUCCCAUUCAACGCCCUGCUCAGACGCUUUGCCCACUUGCUGGCCAAGAAGGACAUCUCGUGCCCCGAGGUGAAGAAAGACCUGCUGAGGAGAGUGAAGAGUGCCAUCUCCUCCACCGCCGAGCGCUUCUCCGGAUACAUGCAGAACGAUGCCCAUGAGUUUCUGAGCCAGUGCCUGGACCAGCUGAAGGAGGACGUGGAGAAAAUGAACAAGAGCUGGAAAAGCGAGUCGGCAGCGGCCGCGUGGGAUGAGCCUCCCCAGCAGGCGGCCGCAGCCCGGCCCGGGGAGGAAGCGAACACCUCGCGCAUCUACACCUGUCCUGUGGUGGUUAACAUGGAGUUUGAGGUGCAGCACACCAUCACCUGCAAAGACUGUGGUGAGGUGGUGACCAAGCGAGAGCAGUUCAACGACCUGUCCAUUGACCUGCCUCGCAGGAAGAAGACCAUCCCUCUCCGGUCCAUCCAGGACUCUCUGGACCUCUUCUUCAGGAUUGAGGAAUUCGAGUAUUCGUGUGAGAAGUGCAGUGGGAAAGUGGCGACAGUGACUCAUAAAUUCAGCCGACUCCCCAGAGUUCUGAUUCUGCACCUGAAGCGCUACAGCUUCAACGCCCAGCUGUCACUGAACAGUAAGCUAGGCCAGCAGGUGAUGAUCCCCCGCUACCUCACGCUGCUGUCCCACUGCACGGACGCCACUCGACCCCCACUCAGUCUGGGCUGGAGCGCAAACGCCGCCAUGUCACGAACACUGAAGGCCUCCCAGUCGGUGAACUCCUCCUCACUACUUCGGAAAUUGUCUCUGAAGGCGGGGGGCAGCUCCAGCACUAUCCUGGUGGACUCUGACAGCGAGGAGGAGCUGAGCCGGAAGGUGGUGAGCCGCAAGCGCCGCCUCAGCGACUGUCUGCCCGACGACAGAGCAGAUGAGGUCCAGCGAGGCGUCCACCACACAGACGCGUCAGACUUCAACAGCAUCAACGAUGAGGAAAUGCUGGCGGCGGUGCUGGAGAUGAGUCGCCAGGACGCUGGGCUCUCCUGCCACGCCCCUGAGGACGAGCCAACCAGCAGCCCUGACACGGGCUUCGGCGACGCCGACGCCCAGGAGAUGAACUACCGCCCAGACCUGCUGGAGACGGACACUAAGCCGUCUGCAGACGUGCUGGACUCCCUGGACCUGACCAUGGACGAGAACAAGGAGAACCAAACCCCCGAGGGGGUGCAGGGGGAUCUGGACUGGGUGCAGCAGUAUGGCCUGGAGCAGGAGAGGGAGGAGCAGGAGCUGCAGCAAGCCCUAGCCCAGAGCCUGCAGGAGCAUGAAGCCCAAGAGAUGAGGGAGGACGACGACCUGAAGAGAGCCACAGAGCUCAGCCUGCAAGAGUUCAACAAUUCGUUGCCGGAGCUGCUGUGUUCAGACGAGGACUCUGGGAACGAGGAGGUGCUGGAUAUGGAGUACAGCGAUGCAGAGACCGAGGAUCUGAAGAGAAAUGCUGAGAGUGGAGACUUGGCCAACUCGUUCCGGCUGAUCAGUGUAGUCAGUCACAUCGGGAGCAGCUCCUCCUCUGGCCAUUACAUCAGCGACGUGUACGACAUGAAGAAGCAGUCGUGGCUGACCUACAACGACCUGGAUGUGUCGCGCACGCAAGAGGCCACGGUGCAGAGAGACCGUGACCGCAGCGGAUACAUCUUUUUCUACAUGCACAAGGAUGUGUUUGAGGAGCUGUCUGAGCUAGAAAGGACAGGGGCCAGUGGAGGAGCCUCUGAGGCAGGGAGGACUGUCCUGCAGCCCCUCUGAGCCACCAGUCUGUCAUCAGUCACACACCAACCAACACACUGAGCUCUCCCCAACAGAUGGGUCGGGUUUGGGAUGAAGGAGAACCUUUCUCCAGUACUACUGAUCACCAUCCACAUUUUUCUGUCUUCAGGCACUUUGUGCUUUUUUAAAACAAAACAACAGGCCAUGGUAGCUUCUGUCGCGAAGGCAGGCUCAGACGUCAGCACACACAGCCAACGUCCUUCUCGCCAGGUCUGUUCGGAAAUGAGAGACGGUGCUCUCAAAAGAAAGAAAAGAGACUGUUCUUUGUUUAUUAAACACUGAGAGAUAUUAGCCCUGAACUUUUCAGGCUUCUUUAUUUAAUUUUCUAUGAUUUGUUGUUGUAAUAUAGUAUUUCUUGGCACACAUGAUAUUAACUGUCAUGCAUUUAAGAAAUUAAAUCGUAUGUGUCAGAUGCUGGUGCUCCUUGGAUUGUAUGGUUUUUACUUUUUAUUUCCAAUAUAAUUUAAAUGUAUUCUAAAAUAUAGUUUAGGGUAAGGAGGGUGUACUUUUUUUGUUCUAUACAGUGCAUUUGGAAAGUAUUCAGACACCUGGACUUCUUCCACAUUUUGUUAUGUUACAGCCUUAUUCUAAAAUGAAUUAAAUUGUUUUUUUCCCUCAUCAAACUACACACACAAUGACCAGCAAAAUCAGGAUUUUAGAAAUGUAAAAUCGUGUUCACUUCCGAGCUCCGGCUGGGCCACUCAAGGACAUUCAGAGACUUGUCCUGAAGCCACUCCUGCAUUGUCUUGGCUGUGUGCUUAGGAUCGUUUUCCGGUUGGAAGGUGAACCUUCGCCUGAGGUCCUGGGCACUCUGGAGCAGGUUUUCAUCAAGGAUCUCUCUAUACUUUGCACCGUUCAUCUUUCCCUCUAUCCUGACUAGUCUCCCAGUCCAUGCAGCUGAAAAACAUCACAGCAUGAUGCUGCCACCACCAUGCUUCACUGUAGGGAUAGUUCCAGUUUUCCUCUAGAUGUGAGGCUUGGCAUUCAGGCCAAAGAGUUCAAUCUUGGUUUCAUCAGACCAGAGCAUCUUGUUUCUCAUGGUCUGAGUCCUUUAGAUGCCUUUUGGCAAACUCCAAGCGGGCUGUCAUGCUUUUUACUGAGGAGUGGCUUCCGUCUGGUCACUCUACCAUAAAGGCCUGAUUGGUAUGCUGCAGAGAUGGUUGUCCUUCUGGAAGGUUCUCAUCUCCACAGAGGAACUCUAGAGCUCUGUCAGAGUGACCAUCGAGUUCUUGAUCAUCUCUCUGACCAAGGCGCUUCUCCCCCAAUUGCUCAGUUUGGCUGGGCGGCCAGCUCUAGGAAGAAUCCUGGUGCUUCCAAAAUUCUUUCAUUUAAGAAUGGAUGGAGGCCACUUUUCUUGGGGACCUUUAAUACUGCAGGAAUGUUUUGGUACACUUCCCCAGAUCUGUGCUUCGACACAAUCCUUCAACCUCAUGGCUUGGUUUUUGCUCUGACAUGCACUGUCAACUGUGGGACCUUGUAUGGACGUGUGUGCCUUUCCAAAUCAUGUCCAAUCAAUUGAAUUUACCAUAGGUGGACUCCAACUGGUAUCAACAUAAAGGAUGAUCAAUGAAAACGGGAUGUACAUGAGCUCAAUUUUGGGUCUCGUAGCAAAGGGUCUGAAUGCUUAUGUAAAAUGGGAUAGUUCAUUUUCACACCACAAAUCUAAACCCGCUUUUGCUUUCUCAUUAUGGGGUAUUGUGUAGAUUGAGGAUUUGUAUUUAUUUCAUCCAUUUUAGAAUAAGGCUGUAACAAAAUGUGGGGAAGGGGUCUGAAUACUUUCCGAAUGCACUGUAUGCCGCGAAAUGUGGCGCAAUAUUUAUUUUGUGGCAUGGAUUUGCCAAUUCUGCUUGUAUUUGUUUCAAGUCUGUUCAUUUGAGUUGGGUGAUAAAGGAAGUUUGCAAUUUCUUUCAAUUAUUUACUUAUGGACUGUUUGUUGCUGUUUUAUUCAUGUUUUAUAAAUCUUAAGCUAAACAGUCGCUUGUCUUUUGUAAGCUUACAAUCAUAGGGGUUCCCUAGUGUAGGGGUUUUCAAACUGGGGUCUGUAUAUUUUGUUUCUUUUUUGGAUGAACAAUAUUUAGAUUUUUUUUGCUUAGGUGUGAAAUAUUAUUUUAUGAAUAUCGCUAGCUGCAACAAUAUCAUCGUGGAUACCAUUUUUAUGUCUGCGUCUAGUAUGGAAGUUGGGAGGUAGUUUCAUGAGCCAACACUAUCUAGCAUUAGCGAAAUUACAACGUGUACAAAAAUAGCUGUCGCUCUUCAUCCGACUGGGGAAAGUAGAUAAAUGGCUUCAUGACAAAAUCUCAAAACUAUCCCUGUAGGAAAUUUGUAAUUGGAGCUAAUUACAGGUUUCUUUUCUGUAUAGAGCAAUUCUUAGGCGGGCCAUCUUAAGUGGUAAUUUUUACCCAAAUUAAACUAACAACUAGAUUGAAAGCAUGCAGAAAAGAUAUUGAACUCUAUUUUUUUAUAGUGCUGUCUUUUGGGAACUAACAAUCAAAUAAAAGUCAGAAAAAAACAGCUGUUCAGGGCACAUCACUAUUGAUUUUUUUUUUUAAAUGUUUGAGCAAAGGAACAUAGCAUUAGCCAUGGCAAAAUGCAUAGAAUUAAAACAGCAAAAUUGUCUCUCGGCUCAAUGCAAAUUUCCAGAAAUGUUCGUUUGGCAUCAAAACAGCAAAGCUUUCUCAGCUCAAUGUAAAAAUGUGUAGAAUUGAUGAAAAUUGCUUUACAGCAGCAACAUUUUCUCAAUGCCACCAAGGUACACUACCUUUUCUAGCUAAUAGACUAGAGUUUACACUUCCUCUUCCAAUGAACUGUGUUUAGGUCAAAAUAAUAAAUGUUUACCAAAUCUCAA
Molecule: messenger RNA, 6930 nt
Organism: Oncorhynchus nerka (sockeye salmon)
Lineage: Eukaryota; Metazoa; Chordata; Actinopteri; Salmoniformes; Salmonidae
Product: ubiquitin carboxyl-terminal hydrolase 37-like
Exons: 26
Coding region: 1209-4064 (951 amino acids)
Biological process (GO): protein deubiquitination
Molecular function (GO): cysteine-type deubiquitinase activity
Source: RefSeq, a predicted model, not a curated record